Molecule: messenger RNA, 2326 nt
Organism: Chelonoidis abingdonii (Abingdon island giant tortoise)
Lineage: Eukaryota; Metazoa; Chordata; Testudines; Testudinidae
Gene: SCRN3
Product: secernin 3
Biological process (GO): proteolysis
Molecular function (GO): cysteine-type exopeptidase activity; dipeptidase activity
Source: RefSeq, a predicted model, not a curated record
AGAGGGUGGUUUCUAGUCUGUGUUUCGGGGACCCAGGCCAGAAGAAAGCAGUCAUUCAGCUAGCGGUGUGCUAGCCUCCAGCCCUCGGUGAAAUGCCUUCACUGCACUCGGCUCCUGUUCAUGGCUGCGAAGCACCCCCACCUCUGAAUUUUAAGGUCAUUCCUGUACAUUGUUAUUUAUUUCAAGGAUGGCUUCGAGACCCACUGAACCGCGCUCCUGUGACACAUUUGUGGCGCUGCCUCCAGCAACAGUUGGCAGCCGGGUUGUUUUUGGAAAAAAUUCAGAUAGACCCUGUGAUGAAGUGCAAGAGAUAGUCUAUUUCCCUGCUGCUUCUCAUAAGGCAGGAGAUCAGCUUGAGUGCACUUAUAUAGAAAUUGAGCAAGCUGCAAAAACAUAUGCAGUUGUUUUGAGUCGUCCAUCUUGGAUAUGGGGUGCAGAAAUGGGAGCCAAUGAACAUGGAGUUUGCAUUGGGAAUGAAGCAGUGUGGGGACGAGAAGAAGUCUGUGAUAAUGAAGCACUCCUAGGCAUGGACCUCCUCAGACUGGGACUCGAAAGAGCAGAUACAGCUGAAAAUGCCCUCACUGUCAUGGUUGACUUGCUAGAAAAAUAUGGACAAGGAGGAAACUGUAUGGAGAGUCACAUGGCAUUUACCUACCAUAACAGUUUUCUGAUAGCUGAUAGAAAGGAGGCUUGGGUACUGGAGACUUCAGGAAAAUACUGGGCAGCAGAGAAAAUAGAAGCGGGUGUGCGGAAUAUCUCCAAUCAGCUCUCUGUAACAACCAAGAUCGAUCGGGAACAUCCCAAAAUGAGAGAUUAUGCUAAGAGCAAAGGCUGGUGGGAUGGUGAAAAAGAAUUUGACUUUGCUGCUGUAUAUUCCUACGUAAAUACUGCCAGAAUGACAACUUCAAGGGGCAGAUACUGUGAAGGCUAUAAGCUACUGAAUAAACACAAAGGCAAUAUAACUUCUGAAACAAUGAUGGAAAUUCUUCGGGAUAAAGAGAGUGGCAUUAAUAUGGAAGGAGGAUUUAUGACAACUGGAAGUAUGGUCUCUAUCCUACCUCAGGAGCCUAAUCUCCCUUGUAUUCACUUCUUUACGGGAACUCCAGACCCUGACAGGUCUGUUUUUAAGCCUUUUAUUUUUGUGCCAAAUAUUACUCAGUUACUAAAAACCAGUUCACCAACAUUUGGUCAUGAUGAUCCAGUGAAGAAGAAACCACGGUUUCUGACUAAGCCAGAUCGAAGACAUGAACUCUAUAAGCAACAUGAAAGUGCUGCUGUGGUUAUGGAAACCUUCAAGGAAAAGGGUAAAGAGAUGUUGGAACAGAUACGGAAGUUGGAGAAAGAGAAAAUUAACAGGAUGGAAUCAAUCCUGCAAAAUCGGUGUCUUGACGUUAACCAAGCUGUUAAUCUUUUUUCACAGUGUGUGGAAGAGGAAAUCAACACAUAUUGCCUAAGAGUAUAAAUCAAAUACAGUGGAAUUUGGUCUUGGUGAUCAUCAUCACUUGUAGUUGUAUGGCUCUAGGGAUCAAAUCUUAUUUUACAAAAGUAAUUUUUCAUUGAUGAUUAGGCAUUUAGCAUCUUAUACAUGCUGGCCAACAGGCUUUUGAUAAUGAUCAAACAAGAAAGAUUUUCAAAGGUAGGGAAUAGUUUUGCUUUUAAAUGAUACUUGGCUAAAGAAUGACAACUAGGUGAAAUUCCAGUUAGAAGCAACUUGAUUAACAACUAAAUAGUAGGUAUUGAAAUGCUUGGUUAUUUUAUGAUUAAGAUUUUCAUUCGGUGCAUCUUUGAUUUGAAUAACUCACUCUGUGAAUAUGCAUGUAGAUUUUAUACUCAAGAAGUGUUACUCAAGUUGAUCAUCACAGCAUAAUUUCACUGUCUGAAUUAAAAUGGACAAGUGAGGACUCUCUAAAAUGGAGAAGCCACUAUUAUGCAUCAUUAUCCUUUGAGAUUAUUUUAUUCCCUGCAAAACAAAUGUCGCAGCACCAAUACUUAUUUUAACUCUCUGUUAAUAAUCCUCCAGUUGUACAAUUGCCACACUAAGAAAAAUAUUUUACUUGUCAGCAAUAAGUUUUCAUGACAGUUGUACACUAGGAUAGACUAUAGCUCAAUCUAAUAUUACUCUAAUAGGAUACAUGUACUUUACAGUUGCAUUGCCACUUCCACAAUUAUGGAUGACAAGUUUACCUUCAAAUUAACACAUUGAGUAUGAGUGUGCCUAAAGUAAUCUGUCAUGUUAAAACCAAAUUACAGCUUCAACUUGACAAUCCCAGACCUGGACUUUAGAGUCCAAAAUCUGGUCCUGUCCCAAACCUGGACUUUUGCGUCC